Trichobilharzia szidati is the source of this 2769-nucleotide messenger RNA. The record is from the annotation of a GenBank genome assembly. NCBI's taxonomy places the organism in Eukaryota, Metazoa, Platyhelminthes, Trematoda, Strigeidida, Schistosomatidae.
AUUAUCAUACUGCAUUUUGGAGUUACAAGUGUAGGUGUGAGACUUUCCACUUAGCCAUACAUUCUCUAACAUUUUUUCAAGGUGACACGCGGGUAUUUGGAAAAUUUGGCGUAGCGCGUCAGUCUUACUAUGUUGGGAUGAGGACUCAAGCCUUAGAUACACAGAGAGAUCCUAACUUCAAAUGUAAAGGACAAGUAAACAAUAAGAGACGUCACAAGGCAGCAGUAGAUAACGCGGGGAAUAGUAGCAGAUUGCGGUCUCACCCAAUAGUUUCUCCUAACUCUCAUGACUCAUUGGGGCAUAUUAUUCGUCUUUCCAAUAGCCUUAAAGUACCUCGUCCACCUAGGCGACAUUUAUAUGAUAUGAUUUAUGUCGAACAUCACGCGAAUGGUGGUGGCUACGCUUUGCAUUCGUAUGCCGAUGAAUUAGUUCAUCUUACAACAGACGAGUUAAAUAUGUUGGCUCGGAAAUAUUUUAAAACACUGUUUACUGAACGAAGAAAGCGCGGCAUUCGUGUUCCUUUUUCGCACUACUGCAUUGGUGUUGUUCAUGGUGCAGCAAGACGAAUACCAGAAUUAUUAUCAUAUUUAUCUUCUGCAUAUCCCAACCUCACUGUUUCUACAAAUCCACUUGAGCAGAAGAAUGCAAAUGAAACCAUGAACCUUGUACAGUAUGUGAAAAACGUUCACAAGACUUACGCAAACGGCAUUUAUCGCUUCGGACCACUACAUGCAUUGAGCAUUGUGGGUGUUAAAGGGGAAGAACGUGGAUUUUUUGACAAGACACUUAUUGAGAUGAUUGAAGAAGACCCUUUCUUAAAAAUGGUUACACCGUGGGGCGUUUUGUCAAGUUUGAGCGGCAUGGAUCCUCGGGAAAGUAACGAUGGUCCUAUUCUGUGGGCUCGCCACGGAGAGCAGACUAUCCCAUUGUUUUCAACUUCUUUACGUAGCAAAAGACGUGUCGUUGAUGGUUGUGGCAUUACAGACCUGGUUAUAGAUCGCCGGAAAUUUAGUGGACGUCAAAUAGCAGUCCAUGAUAGAACUCCAUGUCAUGCGGACCAUGCAGAUGAUGGGCUCGCACGUCAUGCCACAGCAGCUGUUGGACUUCUCAAAGCUGUAUAUCCCCCUCGAGUUGGAGAAGAAGAUUCAUUUCCUCAUUCGUCAUCCUGUUCGUCUUCUGAAGAUGGCAAUCACGUUGCAAGUUCUUCCACGAAUCCAUAUGCUCUUAAAUUAAAUCAGCCUGCUAGAAUAGUUAAAGAUGUAGUUGUAUUUGAUCCGCGUCAUUACGCUGAUUUGAUUGAACGGUUAAGGCUAGAUAUUAUGGAGCCACCAACAAAUCAGUGUGGUUCAUUUUGGGCGGACGAUGGUGAACUGAAUCAACUGCAUUCAGAAGGCUUUCGUUAUGUCCGUUUACCUCUUCGUGAUAAUGAUAUCUAUUUUAUUCCACGCAAUGUUGUACAUCAAUUCAAGUCUGUUUCAGCUGUGGCUAGUAUAGCAUGGCAUGUUCGUUUAAAAAAUUAUUAUGAUCAAUCAGAACGUGACGACACAACUGUCUCGUCUGGAAAUAAUGAGUUUAGUGUAACUAAUCAGCAUCAGCCACAACAACAGGAGCGACCUCAGCAGUUGUGUAAUCCCGAAGAGUCAGUAUCUGAGUUAGCAGUUCCCAGUGUUAUAAAAAGUUAAUGUUAUGGAAAUGAAGUCACCUGAAGGUAUUCAUCAAUCACCUUUUCAAGUUAUUUUUGUAAUAUAUAUAUAUAACUGUUAUUACUAUUAUGACGUUCAUUACGAUUAUUGCUUAAGUAAUUGACAAAUCUUGUUACCGUUUACAUAAUAAGUAUCAUUCACACUGCUAUAAAAUAGCUUUGCAUGCAUUUACCAGUCUCUUUCUGUAAGCCCACUUUGCAACACUAACAUGUUUCAUCCCCUCAUACUAUGUACGAUGUAUUUGUUCUAUAUUUCCUUCUGUGAUUCUAUAUAGUAUCUCAUAUUUCUUGUACAAACGAUCAGGCGCCUAAAUCUCUUCAUUUACAUUAAUCUUUAGUUAAAGUGAUUAUUAUAUGGAUUUUGGUUUCACUGUUUAGCGAUUGUUUUGUAGUAAUUGAUUCUCUGCAAUUUCUAUAUUGUACUUCUUGUUCUCUUUAUAUUUUACUUUCAUCCCUUGUAUUCUUGUUUCCUAUGUUUUGCUCUUUUGUAUAAUUUUAGAAAGUAUUCUCAUGAAUUAUAUGAACUGAAUGUAAAAUAAACCGUAAAAUGUGUUUCGGAGGUUUAAGAGUUUCGGUUUUGCACUUUUGGUUUUAGCUUAACUAACAGGUGAGUUUCAUUCCAAUUUGGAUUGUUCAGAAACCAUACCAAAGAAUUCGGAAAAAUUGCUUUUUUUGGUUUGUUGAGUAGUCAAUGUGUGAAGCAUGCUGAGGAUGGAUAUUGUUGAAAAAUUAUGCUAACAGUGUGCAUGUAUCCAAUGCCUUUCAAUGGGAUUUUGUUAGUUUCAUUUAUGUUUAGUGACAUCAUGCUUUGGCUUCUUUCAUUUAGUAUUUGAUAAAUGUUGUACUCAUUUGGUGCAUAAAACUGUUCGGUUAGAUUCACUGAUUUUUUUUUCUCCUAUGAACAGUGUGGAGUUUGAUUUUCCUGGUCUCAAACACAGAAUUUGAUCAGGUUGCAUUUGUUAGCAGUUGAAUUUUGAUUAAAUAAUGGUAUAUGAUAAGUGAUAUUAACGUUUUUAUGAAAUUUGCAUUUUAAAUGUACAUAUGUAUAUAUAUGUGUAAAUUGGCAC